Cyprinus carpio (common carp) is the source of this 4652-nucleotide messenger RNA. Its product is annotated as 5-hydroxytryptamine receptor 2C-like. The record is from RefSeq and is a predicted model, not a curated record. The transcript is spliced from 4 exons. Lineage: Eukaryota; Metazoa; Chordata; Actinopteri; Cypriniformes; Cyprinidae. Gene Ontology annotation, molecular function: neurotransmitter receptor activity; G protein-coupled serotonin receptor activity. Bases 1564 to 3114 code for a protein of 516 amino acids. Gene Ontology annotation, cellular component: dendrite; plasma membrane. Gene Ontology annotation, biological process: G protein-coupled receptor signaling pathway, coupled to cyclic nucleotide second messenger; chemical synaptic transmission.
UUGGGGAAGAUUAUAAAUGUCUUGUCUUUUUUGAAUAUCAAUUUAAUGCAUCCUUGUUGAAUAAGAAUCUGAUCCCAAACUUUAGAACUGUAGAAUGAAUAUUUCUAUGUAAGUGUGUGUGGGUCACAGUGUAAUAAGAGAGAAAGUCAGUCUAUACAGACCUCUAAUUUCAGAGCCCCUUAAUGCUGAUAUUGUUUUAGAUUGCUGAGGCCCAUGAUAUUGAUUUUUUUUUUCUUAUAUAUAUAUAUUUUUUUGUACCCACCAUGUUUCCAAAAGGAGAUCUUUUCUUUUAUAAUGGGAUGUGAAAUGUCAUGUUAAGAUUCAGGGUUGUGUAAAUUUGAAGUCUUGUGGCUUUUAAGCGCUUUCCUUGAACCUGUGUAUGAUUGCAUUUACAAUGCUCUCGUGUAUGUGUGAGGUGGAUGCACAGGAAGUGAUUAUCUGGUGAUUUAUUUAUUGCAGGGCCGUUUUACUUUUUGCUGUUGUUUGCUUUAUCUCCCGUCUCCAGUGAACUACUGCGGACUCUGCUGCAUCUGAGGAGCAUUGCAAUUUUUCUCUUUAUUUAGAUGCGGGGAAACAUGUCUAUAUAUCAGAAAACUGCUAUUCCCUGCAGUGAAUAAACCGUCUUAGCAUUGUAGAAGGAAACCGGGACAGGUUAUCAUAUUUUUCUGCGUGACUUACAUUUCCUGUCUAUAGGGGUCAAUCUUUGCAGUUCAGAGAGGAAUGGCUAGUUUCACCUUGAUUUACUGAUUCAUACUUUGGUUUCUUUUCACCUUACUUAUAAUAAAUUGCAAGAGGGAACCAACCAAUAUUUUCAUCUAAUGAAAAUAAAGCUGAUUAUCUUAACCUAUAAAGAUGUAUUUUUAAAUCACUGUAUUGAUCUGGUAGUCGUGAUAAAUGACAGCCUUUGGAGUGGAAAGUGGUAUAAAAAAACUGCAUUUCCGAAGCUUAUUAGACAUUGUUUGGUUCAAGCGCAAAGUGACUGGCUGUAUGAAGUGACUAUUACCCAUUUGUCCAUCACGAUAAUAAUGACAUUACAUCACAUUACCUUUGACAGGUGUAUUGAGUUAUUAAUACCAGCUAAUUUAAUGACGAGUAACCUCUGAUUUGGUGAAUUAUUGCUCUCAGUAGGCAAGUGCAGCAGGUUUGCGGAGACCCGGAUUGUAGCGUAUCAUUUUAACUUCUGAACUCAAUUACCCUCCAUUACCACAGGGUCAAGGCACCACUGGUUGCUUGAAAUGGAUGGAUCUUUCCGUAACUGAUCAUUUGUGCUUCCUUCAAUAAUAUAGAGAUAUUCUCACUGUGACAACUGAGUCAAGUCAGCAGUGCUGUCAAUCAUUCUUCAGACAAUGUUCUAUCCGGUUUCCAUGAAUAAGAUACUGAGGUAGAAACCUGCACCAGGAGAUGCUAUGGAUAUCCUCAGCGCUGUAGAUUUCUCCUUCACAUAGCAUUUUGAGUGGAUCACUUUAUUUUUGAACUUCUGAACUCUUCUUCCCAUUAGUGGCCAUCAGCGGCCAUGAGAGAAAGGAGCUCAGAUUGAUACAGGGUGACAGGAAAAGGCAUCAGAUGAUGGGGGCACCUAGUGGGCCAGUUCUGGGCGGGUUUGGCUCUACAACAUCCUCCCUAGACCUUGUUGGCUGGAUGGUUUGGCCUGGUAAUACCACCGUGAGCCUGAACCACAGCCUCUUCUUGACUGACUACAGCUUCAAUCUCUCCUCCACUUCAUCCUCUCCUCGUGGGGUCGAAAAGGAGUCGAUGAAGGAGAAGAACUGGCCAGCCCUGCUGAUUCUUGUGAUUAUCUUUCUGACGAUAGGAGGAAAUAUUUUGGUUAUUUUGGCCGUGUCACUGGAGAAGAAGCUGCAAAAUGCAACAAACUUCUUCCUGCGCUCGCUCGCAGUGGCAGACAUGCUGGUCGGCAUCUUGGUCAUGCCCAUCUCCCUCAUUAAUAUCCUGUAUGAUUAUGCCUGGCCAUUGCCCAGCGCUCUCUGUCCUAUUUGGAUAUAUCUGGAUGUGCUUUUCUCCACUGCUUCCAUCAUGCACCUGUGUGCCAUUUCCCUUGACCGCUACGUGGCCAUAUGCAAUCCGAUCGAGCACAGUCGGUUCAACUCACGCACCAAGGCCAUGCUGAAGAUUGCUGCAGUUUGGACCAUUUCAAUAGGAAUCUCAAUGCCUAUCCCAGUGAUCGGACUGCAUAACAGAGAAAAGGUCUUGAAAAACGGCACGUGUGCUCUGAAUGAGGAACACUUCAUACUGGUUGGCUCUUUUGUUGCCUUCUUCAUUCCCCUGGUCAUCAUGGUGGUUACAUAUUGUCUCACCGUCCAAGCGCUUCAGCGUCAGGCCACAGUCUUCCUCUACGAGGGCAAAGCCUCUUCUCAACAGCCUUUGCAACCUCCAGCUCCACCUACUUCCCAUUUGGCCCCGCCGCCGGCAUCCCGUCGCAGCAGUCUGAACUGUCUACGGAUCAGCAACAGCGAUGGAAACAUGCUCGGUCUGACCGUGCCCCUGGACACCAUCUCAAUAAUCCCAGGUUCAGAAGCGCCAUCUCAAAUGAAUUCGCCCGCUGGACGGGACCCAGCCGGAACCCAUGGGCGGCGAGGCAUGAUGCAAGCCAUCAAGAACGAGCGACGAGCAUCCAAAGUAUUGGGUGUAGUGUUCUUCCUCUUCCUCAUCAUGUGGUGUCCCUUUUUCAUCACUAAUGUACUGUAUGUCCUCUGCCACAAAACCUGUAAUAAACCUGUGCUUACAGAACUGCUCAAUGUUUUCGUUUGGGUGGGCUACAUCUCAUCAGGAGUCAAUCCUUUAGUGUACACUUUGUUUAACAAGACCUACCGAAGGGCGUUUUCAAGUUACAUGCACUGCCAGUAUAGACGGGUGGGGCUCAAUCCCAUCGCUAUACAGGCUCCUUGUCCAUCCCAUGCAGUAGUCACGCCCAUCCUGAUCUGUGAAAAAGUUUCCAUUGACCGGAACAGUAACUGCCGCAAUGGGGACGGCAAUGGAAUCCGAAAUCUGGAGCCCCAUGACAUGGACACUGAUCCUGGACUGGAGCUGAAACCGGGAAUAUCAGAGCUGUCUAUCAGCAGCGGUCACAGUCACACAGAACACACCAGCAGUGUCUGAAAAAUGAUGUAGUGUGAUGUGGAAAACAGGACCGAGCUACAAGUGAUGUUUAGGAGACAUUGGCUGUCCACGCAACCUCAGCUGUAUCACAGCAUAGAAUGUAUGCAUAGAUAGCUACAGAAACAAUAAUCAGACCAAGGUCAGAAAAGGGAUAGGGAAUGUAACGUGUGUGUGUGUGUGUGUGUGUGUGUGUGUGUGUGUGUGUGUGUGUGUGUGUGUGUGUGUGUGUGUGUGUGUGUGUGUGUUUGUGUUAACAGGUUCAGAUGUUUGAAUGCCAAUAAGUCCUGCAUGAGCACCCAGUCUCUUACUAAAGCAGCACUGGACAUAUGAGACUGCAGUUCACGCGAAUAUACGACAGAUAGAGUCAUAGCUUCCUCUUGUGGUCAGUUGAAUAAUUACAAAAAGUGUGAAUUAAAAAAAAAAUACAGUUACUGUGUCAUUCAAGCUAGUUGCAUUACAAUAUGGAUGGAGCGAUGCUGUCUAAAUCCACUUGCUAGUCAGAUCAUUGUUUGUGUAACUUGUAAUCAUCUCCAGUAUGAUAUGAUGAAUCCUUUGAGUUGCAGUAAACCAAUAACACAGCCAGGGGUUAUAUCUUAUUUCCUGGUCUAACAAUGCAGAGGAAAUUACUGCUAAACUCUAGUUUUCUUUAAAUCACUUGUUACAGUGACCUAGAAAACUGGACCCAGCAGAACAAUGGGGUAUAAGGCAUACUUAACAUAAAAAUUGGAUCAACAAUUUCAAUUUCAAUCUCAAUUGCUAAGACAUAACAAAUGUGGUUUGAGUUUUAGUCCAGUCCAAACUGCUUCUCAAAGAAUUUUUUUUUUUUUUUUUUCCUUCAGCAGGUAUUGAAGGAAUUAACCUCUAGCUCUCGGGAACAAGCUCCCCUGUGAAUGUAAGGUUAGUUGUGUGCUGCCUCAUCAGGUGGUCAUGACAGAGUGAGAGAAGAAGCAAAAAUUGCACAACAGACAAGAGUACUAAAAACAUUUACUUUAUAUGGACGGACUGUCCAUGGCAACAAAUGUUGGUCUGUAAGACCAAAAAUGUUAAUUUGAGGAUGUCUAGGAACCUAUAAUGUAUAAAGCUGUAAAUUCUUGCUGUUUUUCUGUGUAGAAACAUAGAAUUUCUCCAGUAUCACCUUCCCUUGUUCAAACUCCCAUUUUAUACCAUAGCCUGUGAAUGUUUUACCAAAUACCUUUUUUGGUCAAAAAAAAAAAAAACAAAAAAAAAAAUCCCUUACCCUCACAAUGGUAUCAUUUUGUGAAGCUGCUAUUGAUUUAAUAAAAGACCAUUGUCAUUCAUUCUGCAGUACACCUCGCUGUGAUGGUCUCUGUGUUUGUAAAGGUUUGCAAAGUGAAGCAUAUCCUGAAGAGUUUGGGUACAUCUACCUACAAUGGAAUCAAAUUACUUCCAGGACCAUGGACAGCGCCAGACGUGUCAGCGGGCAGGAAAUCUUGACAUUGUAUUUUUAACUUUUCAUCAUUAAAAUAUUUUUCAGACUAAACUAUUUAUUAAUGCCACCUGUUAAACACAAUAAUUGA